Anneissia japonica is the source of this 1254-nucleotide messenger RNA. RefSeq names its product chromatin accessibility complex protein 1-like. Lineage: Eukaryota; Metazoa; Echinodermata; Crinoidea; Comatulida; Comatulidae. The record is from RefSeq and is a predicted model, not a curated record. Gene Ontology annotation, cellular component: nucleus; CHRAC. The coding region runs from base 101 to 400 and encodes 99 amino acids. The transcript has 3 exons. Gene Ontology annotation, molecular function: protein heterodimerization activity.
CUUUCAAAGAUUGGAUUCACACUCCCGCUUGUUCUUGAAUCCAAUAAACAAUAAUAAUACCGAAUGAGUAUUUGAGAAGGAAGUUAUAUAGAAAUCAAACAUGACUGCAUUACCAGUAGGAAGGAUACGAAUGAUAAUGAAAAGUUCUCCAGAAGUUACUUCCGUCAGUCAAGAUUCUCUUUUUCUUAUAACCAAAGCAACAGAACUUUUUGUGGAAAAUAUUGCCAAAGAAUCAUAUGCAAGAAGAAAAGUUGACGGUUUUGUUAAUUACAAUGACCUUGCUGAAGCAGUAGCUGAGGAAGAGAACUUUCAAUUUCUAGAAGAUGUUUUACCUAAGAAGAUACUUGCCAGAGACUUCUUGAAAGCUAACAGUAAAGCUGAGAAAGAAGAAGACAGUUAGCACAUGCUAGAGGGCAGCACAACAUGGACAACAAACUAGACAAGAAAUCAUAAUUCUCACGCCACUGAUAUGCAUCAUGAUAACUGACUAAACAGCUGCAAUAAAUAGUAAUAAUAAUGGUACCUGUGGUCAUCAGGUGGAAAAAGUGAGGAUGUCUAAACUGUAAAUUUAAUGAUGCCAGUAUAGAGGGCCCAUAGUUCUAAAAUAUAUUUCAGAAAAGAAUUUUUGAAAGUCAAAACUUGGGAAAAUUUACCCAUCAUUUGUUUAUCAUCUACCAAAUGUAUGGGGUGGCAUAUGUAUGAUGGAUUGCGUAAAUAAUAGCACUUUUACACUAUCAAGCCAAAAUAAACGCUGGUGUGACACCGGAGGCAAAAUCCAUUUACACUUAACGACUUAUGGUUGAUCUAUAACCUCUUCAUGUUAAUUGUCGAGUGUUACGGUCUUCGCAUGUUUUUUGGUGUUCCUUUCAGUCGUGUUUGUGUUUUUAAACGGAGAUUUAUUUCUGAGUUACCUUCUUCUUACAACCGUAUUGUUUCUGAAAAUAGUAAUAUAUCUUUUUUAACAGUUUUAAACAUUUCCGAUCUCUCAUGUUAAAAAGUAUCUAUCUCUAAGCAUAGAGAAAAUGGUUUAAGCUGCCCUUAUAACUGUGUUUUGUUUCUUGAUUCUUUGUGCUUGGUGGGGUUGCUGUUAGUUAAGAAUGUACUUUUGAUUGUCCUGACUGUUUUUCCGUAUUUUUAGAGUUUAUACUAUAUUUUUUAUGUCCAUCCUGUAAGUGGCGAUUUUUCACUUUUGGUUUGGAAAUAAAUAAAAUAAAAUAAAUUAAAUUAAAUUUUGGUUAAACUAGAUUACAAAAA